Molecule: messenger RNA, 2036 nt
Organism: Caenorhabditis sp. 36 PRJEB53466
Lineage: Eukaryota; Metazoa; Nematoda; Chromadorea; Rhabditida; Rhabditidae
Source: the annotation of a GenBank genome assembly
AUGUCUUCUAUCCAGUGCCUGAAUCCAAAAGCGGAGUUGGCUAGACAUGCCGCUGCUCUUGAGCUCAACAUCAGCGGAGCUCGCGGACUUCAAGAUGUUAUGAGAUCGAACCUUGGACCGAAAGGAACACUCAAGAUGUAAGAUAUUUUUCUGUUAUCCAGUAAGAAGGAUUUAACAAAAUAAUUCAGGCUUGUUUCUGGUGCUGGAGACAUCAAACUUACAAAGGACGGAAACGUCUUGCUUCACGAGAUGGUUUGCACUCGUUUACACAAAAAAAUGAUUCACGUGUUUUCAGGCUAUCCAACACCCGACUGCUUCGAUGAUCGCCAAGGCUUCGACUGCACAAGACGACGUUACCGGAGACGGAACAACGUCGACUGUUCUCCUUAUUGGAGAGCUUCUGAAGCAAGCCGAAUCCCUUGUUCUCGAGGUAAGAACUCUUUGACAUAGAUAAUGUUUUUAACUAUUGCUUCAGGGACUUCACCCGCGUAUUGUCACGGAGGGAUUCGAGUGGGCAAAUACAAAGACGCUUGCUUUCCUCGAAAAAUUCAAAAAGGAACUUCCAGUUGAGCGUGAUCUUCUUGUUGAGGUCUGCCGCACUGCUCUUCGCACUAAGCUCCACCAAAAGCUUGCCGAUCACAUUACGGAGUGAGAAAUCAAGAAUUAGGCGCAAAGUUCUCACCACCAUUAUUUCAGAUGUGUUGUCGACGCUGUCUUGGCGAUCCGUCAUGGUAAUGAGGAGCCAGAUCUUCACAUGGUUGAAAAAAUGGAGAUGCAUCACGACAGCGACAUGGAUACCACCCUUGUGCGCGGAUUGGUGCUCGAUCACGGAGCUCGCCACCCGGAUAUGCCGAGACACGUCAAGGAUGCUUACAUUCUUACUUGCAAUGUUUCACUCGAGUACGAGAAGACUGAAGUUAACUCUGGACUGUAUUACAAGACUGCUGCUGAACGCGAGAAGCUUCUGGCUGCCGAGCGCGAGUUCAUCACUCGUCGUGUUCACAAAAUCAUUGAGUUGAAGAAGCAAGUGGUUGACAAUUCACCUGACGGCAAGAACAAAGGAUUUGUGGUCAUCAACCAAAAGGGAAUUGACCCCCCUUCUCUCGAUCUGUUGGCUUCUGAAGGUAUUCUGGCUCUUCGUCGUGCUAAGCGACGCAACAUGGAACGACUUCAACUUGCCGUUGGAGGAGAGGCUGUCAACUCUGUUGAUGAUUUGACUGCCGAUGAUCUCGGAUAUGCUGGACUCGUGUACGAGCAUUCGCUCGGAGAAGAGAAGUACACUUUCAUCGAGGAAUGUCGUGCCCCGAAAUCGGUUACCCUGUUGAUCAAGGGACCGAACAAGCACACCAUCACCCAAAUCAAGGAUGCUAUUCACGAUGGAAUGCGCGCAGUUUUCAAUACUAUCGUUGACAGUAUGUUCAAAGAUUCUAGUAUCAAUACACAAGACUCUUAAAGCUUCGCCGCUAGUUUCUUUCUCAUAACCGUUAGAAAGUUCACGUGUUCAUUUCUUAAUAUAUCCGUCAUAACUUUUUUGCUUAAGAAAUGAAAGUGGGGACGGACAAACGGAGAAAUAAACAAACAGUCAAAAAUGAGGAUUAACUCAACGAGAGUUAUAUUAAUAUAAAUGAUGAUUUUUUUCAGAGGCUGUUCUUCCGGGAGCUGCUGCCUUUGAAAUCGCCGCCUACGUCAUGCUGAAGAGUGAAAUGUCGAGCUUGAAGGGACGCGCCAAGCUUGGAGCUGAAGCUUUUGCUCAGGCUCUUCUCGUCAUUCCUAAGACUUUGGCUGUGAAUGCUGGACAUGACGCCCAGGAGACGUUGGUCAAGCUGAUCGAGGAGAAGACUGCUGCUGGACCAGAUUUGGCCAUCGGACUUGACUUGGAAACGGGCGGAGCUGCUGAGCCACAAGGAAUUUGGGACAAUGUGACUGUGAAGAAGAACAGCAUUGCAUCGGCCACAGUUCUCGCCUGCAACCUUCUUCUUGUCGAUGAAGUGAUGCGCGCCGGAAUGACCAACUUGAAGCAGACUCAGCCAGAAUAA